AUGUCCUUGCUGUACAAAACGAUAACCCGAGCGACGAUACCACCGUUUCCCAUAAUUCCGCGCGACGUAGACCCUUCCGAUGUUAUCGUCGAUAACCACGAUAUUAGCGCCAUAAUUGUGGCAUCCGUGGUCCCAAUAACCAUCAUAUCUACGUUAUUUGCGUUUGCGCGGCUGUACGUCAAGGGAUGGAUCCAGCACCGCGUUCAAUAUGACGACGGGAUUCUCCUGGCAGCGGUGGUAGCAGGGUGGACGGCAACUGGAACGACGCUCAAGGCUGUCGCGCUCGGCAACGGGAAACACGUCAAUGUGCUCACCGAUGAGCAGAAGGAAGAGACGCUGAAGUGGACGGUAUUAUCGUUUGGUUUUGGGAUCAUUGCGCUCGCUUUGCCAAAGCUCGCAGUGGUGGCGCUCAUGAACCGACUUCUCAAUCCUCGACGACUUCACCGAGUUUUCCUGUGGGCAUUGGGGUUGCUGUGCUGCGUGGGACUACUGGGAAAUGUGAUUGGGCUCUUUGCGCAGUGUCCGCAAGAGGCUGUGGUGAACAUCACGUACACGAAAACCGCCUGUCUGGGUCCGGAGAGAGCGGUUGCAUAUUCAAUAUCUACAAGUGGCAUAUCAGCUGCUACAAAUGCCUAUCUCGCCAUCUAUGUGGCACUAUCUGUUCGAAGGUUGAAAAUUGCUCGAAGAAAGAGACUAGCUAUAACGAUUUCUCUUGUCCUGGGUCUGCUCGCCUUGUUUACCGCUUUAUUCAAGUGCACGAGGCUGAAAUCCCUUGGAAGCCCCGACUUCACUUACGACUCAGCAGAUCUUGUAAUAUGGACGAGUCUUGAAGCAGACGUCGUCAUUAUCGCCGCCUGUAUCCCAGCCUUACAACCUCUUGUGGAGCAUCUCUUUCCGGAACACUUUUCGACUCCGAUACCAUCUCCAACUAUCCCAGCUUCACCAACUUCUACGGCUUCAAGAAGAAAGCUUUGGCCUGGUCCUAUAUGUGGUGACCUCGAGGCCGCAAGAGAGUUCAGCCUCUCUCCCCAAGGUCCCGAGAUGAUUAUGGUUGAAAAGGAGUUUGAAAUUGCCUACAGCAGAACUACGGUGAAGAGAUCUUGCACGUCAGAUACUUGGGUUUCGGAGUUACCGGACGAGGAGAAGUUCCGGAUCGUGAAGGAUCAUGGUCCUGAUGGAUCAAUCACGACGACAGUGGUGGUGAGAUCUGCGACUCGCCCACCGGACCAUCCAGCAUUUCCGCCGCAAUGA
This is a messenger RNA of Colletotrichum godetiae, 1251 nucleotides long. RefSeq lists its product as uncharacterized. The record is from RefSeq and is a predicted model, not a curated record. Lineage: Eukaryota; Fungi; Ascomycota; Sordariomycetes; Glomerellales; Glomerellaceae. Bases 1 to 1251 code for a protein of 416 amino acids. The transcript has 5 exons.